UGCAAACACAGUUGCGUUCGUUCGCAUUGGUAGCAGCAGAUGUUUGGAAACGAAAUUCGUUCCAUUAACAGGGUCCAGUUGAGAUGUCCAGUUGAAUGGCACGAAACCUGGACAUCUCCUAACGGAUACCACAGGUUACACCAUUCGAAAGCUGCUGGUGAUGAAGGAUUCUAUCUAUGUGCCUCCAGUAGCUACAAUAGCAUCAAUUCAAGGAGAGGUAUUCCAGCUUCACACAAUCCAAUGACUGACCUCAUGGGGGCAUACACGACCUCAGAAAUAUUUGGGGCCGUGCAAGACGUGCUGUUUCUCCAUACGGCAAUGCCACAGUUCACAGCUCGUUCUUCAGGAAAAGAGGCUCAACAAGCUAUGGCGUUCCAUGGCAAUCACCGGCAUCCUAACAGAUCCACCACACGCACUUCUGAUACCCACUAUCAUAGAACGGUUCUUGAGAUGAAGCCACGGUUUUCUGCUGAAAAUGGACAAUGGCUUUUAAGCAACGGUGUAGGUAGACUCUGCAGCCCUCGCCACCUUUGUUAAUCAGUUCCUUUCAGGAACGACAUGCUGAACAUGGA
Physcomitrium patens is the source of this 572-nucleotide messenger RNA. Lineage: Eukaryota; Viridiplantae; Streptophyta; Bryopsida; Funariales; Funariaceae. The record is from RefSeq and is a predicted model, not a curated record.